CCAAAAUAUAACAGUUAAAAUCCUCUCCGGGUUGGCCAUUUUGGAAAAACCUGUCCUUUCUUCAGUGACACUCGCUAUCAGAACCACAAACUCGCACAUACCAUUCUCUCUCUUCUUCUUUCUCUCUAUAUAUUCAACUGGGUCUCCACUAUCACCACUUCACCAGCACUUGCUAAGUGGGAAUUCCGAAUUCAGACUCUUCUUCUUAUCUCUCUCUCUCUCUCUCUCUAUACACACAUAUAUAUUUCCUUCUUUCUUGACAUACAAUAUUGUAAUCUGUAGUUCCCUGUUUUUCUCAUCGGGGUUUUGCUCCAUUACUCCUCAAAUUACGGUUUUGAAGCCCGUUGAGCGUUUUUUCUGUUUAUUGUCGUUUCUGUUUUGGCUCUGCCGUAAUGGCGCUUUGUACAUUAUCGUUCCCUGGCCAUAUCACCCGGGCUUCGGACCCUCAAAAGUCUGCUUCUUUCUCGUCUCAGUUUUCUUGGGGAACAGAUCUGCUUGGGCAAUCUCAAUGCAAGCUAAAUCAGGUGAGGAAAAGGCCAGGUGGGGUUUAUGCAUCACUUUCAGAGAUGGGAGAGUAUCACUCACAAAGACCACCAACUCCUCUCUUGGACACCAUAAAUUAUCCAAUUCACAUGAAAAAUCUUUCGGUCAAGGAGCUUAAACAACUAGCAGAUGAACUCCGGUCGGAUGUCAUCUUCAAUGUUUCGAAAACCGGGGGUCACCUUGGCUCAAGCCUUGGUGUUGUUGAGCUCACUGUUGCUCUUCAUUAUGCCUUCAACACUCCACAGGACAGGAUAUUGUGGGAUGUUGGUCAUCAGUCUUAUCCUCACAAAAUCCUGACUGGAAGAAGAGACAAGAUGCACACCAUGAGGCAAACAAAUGGUUUGUCAGGAUUCACUAAGAGGUCUGAGAGUGAGUAUGACUGCUUUGGGACUGGUCAUAGCUCUACUACUAUCUCAGCAGGCUUGGGAAUGGCUGUUGGGAGGGAUCUAAAGGGAAGAAAGAACCAUGUUGUUGCUGUUAUUGGUGACGGUGCCAUGACUGCAGGGCAAGCUUAUGAAGCCAUGAACAAUGCUGGUUACCUUGACUCUGACAUGAUUAUCAUUCUCAAUGAUAAUAAACAAGUUUCUUUGCCUACUGCUACCCUUGACGGGCCGGUCCCACCUGUUGGGGCUCUGAGCAGUGCUCUCACUAGGUUGCAAUCAAACAGGCCACUUAGAGAAUUGAGAGAAGUAGCCAAGGGAGUUACCAAACAGAUUGGUGGUUCAGUGCAUGAAUUGGCUGCAAAAGUUGAUGAAUAUGCCCGUGGGAUGAUAAGUGGUUCUGGAUCAACACUCUUUGAAGAGCUUGGACUCUACUAUAUUGGCCCGGUUGACGGUCACAACAUAGAUGAUCUUGUCGCCAUUCUCAAAGAGGUUAAGAGUACCAAAACAACCGGUCCAGUCCUGAUUCAUUGUGUCACUGAGAAGGGACGGGGAUAUCCAUAUGCAGAGAAAGCUGCUGACAAGUACCAUGGAGUGGCCAAGUUUGAUCCAGCAACUGGAAAGCAAUUCAAAUCCAGUUCUUCCACACAGUCAUACACAACAUACUUCGCGGAGGCUUUGAUUGCAGAAGCAGAAGCGGACAAAGAUAUUGUGGCGAUCCAUGCUGCAAUGGGAGGUGGAACAGGCUUGAAUCUCUUCCUUCGCCGUUUCCCAACUAGAUGUUUUGAUGUUGGGAUAGCAGAGCAGCAUGCUGUUACUUUUGCCGCCGGUCUGGCCUGCGAAGGCCUUAAACCGUUCUGUGCAAUUUACUCAUCUUUCAUGCAGCGAGCCUAUGACCAGGUAGUACAUGAUGUAGAUUUGCAGAAGUUGCCGGUGAGAUUUGCAAUGGACAGAGCUGGACUAGUUGGGGCUGAUGGUCCCACACACUGCGGCUCUUUUGAUGUCACUUUCAUGGCAUGCCUUCCUAACAUGGUGGUUAUGGCUCCUUCUGAUGAGGCAGAGCUCUUCCACAUGAUUGCUACUGCUUCUGCUAUCAACGACAGGCCGAGUUGCUUCCGAUACCCAAGAGGAAAUGGCGUUGGGGUUCCACUGCCUCCGGGGAAUAAAGGCAUUCCUCUUGAGGUUGGGAAAGGAAGGAUAUUGAUUGAAGGGGAUAGAGUUGCACUUUUGGGCUAUGGAGCAGCAGUUCAGAGUUGUUUGGCCGCUGCGCAUCUAGUCGAACCUCAUGGUUUGCGGUUAACCGUCGCUGAUGCGCGGUUUUGCAAGCCUUUGGACCGUGCACUUAUUCGCAGCCUCGCGAAAAACCACGAGAUCUUGAUCACAGUUGAAGAAGGAUCUAUUGGAGGCUUUGGAUCUCAUGUUGCACAGUUUCUUGCCCUUGAUGGCCUUCUUGAUGGCAAAAUUAAGUGGAGACCACUAGUUCUUCCUGAUCGGUACAUCGACCAUGGAUCGCCGGCCGAUCAAUUUGCUGAAGCCGGUCUUACACCUUCUCACAUUGCAGCAACAGUUUUCAACAUUCUAGGACAAACUAGAGAGGCUCUUGAAGUCAUGUCACGAUGAAACAGCUUAUAG
This is a messenger RNA of Morus notabilis, 2555 nucleotides long. RefSeq names its product probable 1-deoxy-D-xylulose-5-phosphate synthase, chloroplastic. The coding region runs from base 393 to 2543 and encodes 716 amino acids. Lineage: Eukaryota; Viridiplantae; Streptophyta; Magnoliopsida; Rosales; Moraceae. Gene Ontology annotation, cellular component: chloroplast. Gene Ontology annotation, biological process: terpenoid biosynthetic process; chlorophyll biosynthetic process. Gene Ontology annotation, molecular function: 1-deoxy-D-xylulose-5-phosphate synthase activity. The record is from RefSeq and is a predicted model, not a curated record. The transcript is spliced from 10 exons.